ACGAGACAGACCCAAAAUUUCUUGUUUUCUUCUUCUUGCAAAAAUGGCAUCAAGGAAGAUCUUUUUUGGUUCAAAACCAAGCUACAUCUACCCAACCACGGAAUUGGAUGAUGGAAAUCUCAUCAACAACACUUUAUCUGAUCAUAACAACCAUUUCGAGUUCGAUGAAGCAGAUGUAUGGAACAAUUCAAAUGAUCAAGCAACAAGUAACGUGGAUGCUAAAAACCCAUUGCCAAAUUCACGAGCUAAGAAACUUUUCAGAAAGAUGGAGGUAAGUGAUAAUCAUAGGUCGACCCAAAUGGCCGCCUCAGCUUCAUUGCCAGUCAACAUCCCGGACUGGUCCAAGAUUCUUAAAACAGAAUACAGGAAACAUGGCAAGAGUGACGAAGAAGUUGACGACGGUGAUCGUGAUGGAAGGGUUCCUCCGCAUGAAUAUUUGGCUAGAAGAAGAGGCGAUUCGUUCUCUGUUCAUGAAGGAAUUGGAAGGACUCUGAAAGGAAGAGACUUGCGUCGAGUAAGAAAUGCUAUCUGGAAAAAAACAGGGUUUGAAGAUUAACCCAAGAAACAGAACAAAAAACCCAGGUUGAAUCCUGUGUUCUUUCUUUUUUUUGAGUAAGAUAAUUUUAUAGAGUUAAUUGGCAAAUUUUUUUAUUGCCAUAUCCAUAUUUUUUCAACUUUUAUCCUCUGAUUUUCGGUGUUUUCAGAUUCAUCAGUGGUUUUUUUUUUUUUUUGGGCAGAUCUCAAUGAUAAUUUAUUUUUUGUUUAAAGUAGCAACAAGCUUGUUUCACUAUUUCCUUUUAGGGUAUUUUAUUUAUUAAGGAAAUUGACAGAGGAAAUUAAAAACUACGGAUGGUGAUGCAGACUCAUAGAAAUGGUGGUUGUUCGCAGGAUAACAACAGGCUAGCUAAGAACAACCCUUUUAAGUAAAAUUCACUGUUCAUUCAAUCUCUCAGCAACUGACAACUCUAGCCUUUGGAUUUUUCUUCUUGUCUGUAACACCGACCACGACUGGAAAUAUUUAUUUUAUGGUUUGAUGUCAACAUAAAGUAUUACCUUAUCCGAUGUUGAAUUAUUCUCAGAGACUUUUGUGUAUAUGUUGUUGUUGCAUUAAUAAAAUAUAUAUAU
Molecule: messenger RNA, 1125 nt
Organism: Durio zibethinus
Lineage: Eukaryota; Viridiplantae; Streptophyta; Magnoliopsida; Malvales; Malvaceae
Source: RefSeq, a predicted model, not a curated record